AGCCUGUCGCAAUUAUAUCAGUAUUUCGUAACCUUACGAUAAUCGUACGCAUGCGCAGUUAAAGCGAGCUCUUCAAACGAAGGUAUUUUAUCUGAUGUUUGGUGUCUGCUGUCAGUUUUCACUUGGACGUAAACAAGUUGUAAAAGUUCUGUUAGAGGAUGUCUUUAAGCGGAAAAGAAAAGAAGCGAGGGCCAAACUGGACGAUAGAAGAAAGAAAUACGCUUAUAGAGCUAUGCCGGGCCAGUACAAACACACUCAAAAUGAACUGGGGAGAAGUGGCUGACAGGGUGAACAGUAUCGGGGGAAACUCCAGAGUCGCCCCUGAGGUUAAAAAGAAGUGGACUGAUAUGAAGACUGAAAUUGAAUUGACACAAUAUCCGCUGCUCUCCCUUUACCCAAACCUGGUUCCCUUGGUCAGCAGUAGAAUGGAUACAGGCGAGAAGGAAUCAGCAGAUAGUGAACAUAUGCACUCAACGCGGGCCAUUCUCCAGUUUCUUGCUGCAUGUUUCCUCAUAAUCAUAGCAGUAGGGCUUGGAAGUGUAUGGCAUUUCCUGUUUCUUUGCUACAAAAAUCAAGGAGGUGCAUUCCUCAUGCAAUGUUGUAGCCUGUUGGCAGUGAUAUGCCUUAGCCUGUUCUACAUGGAGAUCUCCAACGGACAUCAGAAAGUUAACUUGCUAUUCAAAGGCUGUUUGUUCCUGGUAUUUCUAUCAGCGGUCACUAUGACACAGGGUCCCUUGAUUCCAGACUAUUCAUAUUCAGGUCUAGGGCUCUGCUCUACAACGGAACCAGAGUUUUGUGCAAGAGCGAAAUGCAGAAAGUGCAUUCCACAGAGUUGCUCUGACGCAAAUAUAUAUGUACAAAGAUUUCGGGAAGGUUGUUGUAAAACAGAUGAAGCCAAGACACACCAAAAGUGCAUUAGUAUUUGUUCAGCAGAUGGAGCAAGAUACAAGUUGAAACUGUAUGACAGUGAAAUGGGGAUCUUGACUACACUUUGUCCUGAAGGACAGAUCAUUAAAAAGUGUCUUCUCUGCAAACCAUGUUUUCCAGCCAUGUGCAAGCAUUGGGCUGACAAAGAGGUGUUUGAUGACCAGUGCCGUCCACAGUUAGGAUCUGAUCACCCAAUGGUCAAGCAGUGUGAAUACAUCUGGAAUGAGAUUAUCAGCUCCAAGCCCAUAACCACAUCGGCUGCCUACUCCACGAAAACGCCUGCAAAUCGCACCAAAACACGUACACAAAAGUCCACAACGCCUGCAAAUCGGACCACAACGCCUGCAAAUCGGACCACAACGCCUGCAAAUCGGACCACAACACCUGCAAAUCAGACCACAAUAGUUGGCAUAAUAAUUGGCUGUAGCAUACUAGCCACUGUAGUAGCUAUAGCCAUUAUUGAUUCGAAAUGGAAUAGGUCGAGAUGUAGGAAUUGGCUGAAAGCGUGUUGUCGUUCACACUGCAUGUCCAUAGAUACCAGGCUGGAUAAAGUUGCCCAUCUAGAUGGAAACAACUUGGAUGUAUCGGUUUGCCUCCAAGAAUGUAGUUUCAAAGUAGCUGAUCGGAACACUACAAGCCUUCCACCAAGGCCUUCCAUCUACAAUGGACACACACAAUCAAUUCCUUAUGAUCCUUCCACUGAGAGUACUUCAAUGGAGCAUCAUCAAUUGCUAUCUGUGCCCACUGAAAUUCAUCAAUCGGAAUCCGAUCUCGUUGAGGAACAGCAAUUGGAAUGCAUCAGUAUAAAUCGGGAAGAGGUUGAGCCCAAUCUUGUCUGAAGGAAAACUUUUAUUGAUAUUUGUGUAGUAUUUAUCUAGAUUGUUCUUGAUGUAAUCAUGCUGUGUAUGCCUGCUUGUUAAAAGUAGUAAUCCACUUUUUGAAAAUAGUUAAUACUCCAUGAUAUUUUUACAUCAAAAUAUAGUAUAACAGCCAUUAAGAAAUACAUAGACACUGUACAUAAACAUUUACUAGAGGUAAUACUUAUAUAUGUACAUGUUGUUUUUAUUUAUGCAAAAUGACCAUUAAUCAGCAUCAAAAUACAUAUAGUUAUUUUCUUUAUUUUUAAAUAAGAUUUUCACUAUAAUUAAUAGAAAUCUUAACAUUGUAACCAAGUUACAUCUUUCAUGCAGUUCCUUUUUUUUCAAAAAUUAGCAUGUAUAUCAUUGGGGUUGUCAUUUCUUUGAUGUAAAAAUAGCAGGAAAAAAAUCAUCAUAACUUCUAACCAUAACAAAUAUAACUGGUAUCACUGCACCUGCAUGUAAUUUAAGAGCUCUUCUAAACAGAAACCUACAAAAAUGAGAAUUUAUCAACAAAUUUGUGCUAAACACUUCAACAUCAUCAAUUUCCAUCACUCACUUCAGUAGUAAAAAUUUGGUUCUAAGAAAGUGGGGAAAAUAUUUAAAGUUUAUUAUUUUAUUUUAUUACCAGUACUACAUUAGGGCAUUCAUAUAUAUGUCUAUGUCACCAAUAAUUGAUUGCCAAAUCUUGUUAAUGAAUUAUCACUAAAUAUAUAAUUAAAUUGUAUUUACCUGUACGAGUGGUAUAUUUUGAUAUAUGAAAUGUUUUCCUUGUUUUCUGUUUUCACAAAUCCUUUCUCUCAAAUCUCAUUCACAUCAUUUGUUAAUUCUAGUGCAUCAAGUAAUUAAAAAUAUUUUUCUAAUGAUAUUUAUUGAAGUGAUACCUCUAUAAUUUUGGGCACAAGAGUAAACACAUUUCUUGAAAAUAGGAACAAUUGCGCCCUUACACCAAGAGGAUAAAUUCUUUUAAUAAAUAUAAUUAAAAAUGAACUCCUUGGAGUCGAUGAAAAACCUCCAACAUUAUUAACCAGAUGUUUGUUCCUCAGUGUUAUGGCCUUUAAUCAUUUAUAAUAAUAUCCCUUUUUUCACUUUGAAAUCUUAUUGAUUUGUUCUCCACUAAAAUUGUAUGAGAUGUAUAGUGUUUACAUCAACCAUUGAAGAAUUACUUGUUAAACUUGUCCAUUUGUAAGUGUUAUUACUUACUAAGCUUUUCUAAUUUAUUAUCUUGUCUUUUUCACUGUGAUAAUUUUAUGUAUCCAUUUGCUUUUAAAAUGGUAUGAGGUACAUAGAGGUACAUAUAGUGUUUACAUGGAUCAUUGAUAAUUUAUCAUAUUCUUCUGAUCCACUUUGCUAAAUUCAUUUAUUUUCUUCUUUUUCCCUUUAUAAUAAUGAUUACCAUUUUAUUGUUUGCUUUUUACUUUAUCUUUUAUCUCAUAACAUGUACCCUUUAGAUUCAUCUUGUCACUUAUCUGUGAUAUCAAUCAAAUAUGUCCGAAGUUUAUCAGGUUAAUAUUAUAAUAUACAUUCUGAUCACUGUUUUGACAAUCAUAUCACUUCAUGUCUCCUCAGUUUAUAUACUCUUACACUCAUAUUACCUUUAUUGUAGAAUCAAGAUUAGGCCGCUAAUUGUUAACCUAAAAACUUCAGAAGUCUCUGAGCAGGUGAAAUGCACAAACAUACAGAAAUAUCACUACACACAUAUUCGUGGUGUUUCUAUAGUAUUCACAUGUAUCAUUUGUACUUAAAUAUUUAGAUUGAAAUAUAUGACAUCACUUGUGUAAUUUCAUAAAAUUAAAACCCAGUAUUGUGCUUAAUAUACAUUGACCUAUGAUUUCAUGAUUACAUUCCAUGAUUAAUAGCAGAUCUUGCAUAAUUAUAUAGAGGUCAUUUCAUGCGGAGUUUUAUAAACCAUUUUUCUAAUGUAAAUGAUAAAAAACGAGCUUUGGCGAGAUUUGUUGGCAAAUGUAGUAAAAUAUAGUAAAUGAGUUUAAUAAUUUUAUAUUGAAUGCCACAAAUACGAGAUUUUAUUUAUAGCAUAUAUAUGUAUGUGACUAUGUACCAAUUUAUAGCACUAAAUUUAUUACAUGUUUAUACAGCGCUGCCAGUGUCAAUUCAUUCAGUUGGUGAUUAUUAACAACAUAACGUCACACUGAAAUUUAUUACACUGUUACUGUUUAGAUAUCAAAACAUAUAAUGAUGGGAUUAAAGAUAUUUUUUUGAAAGAAUGACUUUGAGAAAAAUUGUAAAGACUUCAUACUCCUAUGCAAUGACAAUGUUUGUUAUAAUAAAUUUAA
This is a messenger RNA of Mya arenaria, 4078 nucleotides long. RefSeq lists its product as uncharacterized. The record is from RefSeq and is a predicted model, not a curated record. Bases 159 to 1766 code for a protein of 535 amino acids. Lineage: Eukaryota; Metazoa; Mollusca; Bivalvia; Myida; Myidae. The transcript has 12 exons. Gene Ontology annotation, biological process: sodium ion transmembrane transport. Gene Ontology annotation, cellular component: membrane.